Notolabrus celidotus (New Zealand spotty) is the source of this 2171-nucleotide messenger RNA. RefSeq names its product transmembrane protein 86B (gene tmem86b). The transcript has 4 exons. Gene Ontology annotation, cellular component: membrane. NCBI's taxonomy places the organism in Eukaryota, Metazoa, Chordata, Actinopteri, Labriformes, Labridae. The record is from RefSeq and is a predicted model, not a curated record. The coding region runs from base 749 to 1495 and encodes 248 amino acids.
UUGGAAUUAAGUAGAGGAAGAGCUGAAGCUGAAUGAACCUGUUUCACUGGGUGGUUUUAAGGUGGUGCUAAACACGCUGCAGGUAGACACACUGGGAAUCUCUUAGUUUUCACGUGACCUCGCAUACUUGAAAAAAAAAAAGUCAACAAUUCUUGUAAGAUUCCCACGUAAGAAAGAAAAUCCAGAGAGAAAGAGAUGUGGAUUAAUAGACGAUCUGCUGUCCCUGGUGAGGGAACAACACAACAAUACAAGUCCACAAGUCUUUGAGCGAACAUUUCAUUAAUGUUGUUGCAGAGUUUAAUACUUCUCUUUCCAUCACCUACAAACUAUGGAGAUAAUAAAAAGGAUUUCCUCCAAAGAGAGAAUAUGGCCUUUUCCUUUUUUAUUGCCAGCAUCAUCAGAAGUUCAUAAAGUAAGAAAAACAACCGUUGUCAUAUAUGACUUUACUACUAGCUCAACUUUGCCCCUCUCGUGUUGAUGUCACCAAUGUAUUCCAGCUGGAGAGGUCAAAGGUCAGCUGUUUGUCCAGAAGGAAAUCGAUUAUCAGAGUACAAUCAGUCUGCAAAGAUCUGUCCAAGGUUCAUUUCUGUGAAACACCAACAGACUGAGAGACACGGCAGAGAUUCAGACAGGAGAACAAGAGCAGAACAUCUGAGGAUUACAUGUGCCGGUUACCAGGACUGUAAGAGGAGCUACAGGGACUGAAUACAAGAGAGGGUGAAAAACAGGACAUCAGAGCACUGAGACCAUGGACAUCCUUGAGACAGAUGCCUAUGACAGGCGGCAGAGGAGAAAUACAUCCUGUACUCUCCUUUUCUCCCUCUUGCCUUUCUUUUUGUCUGCAGCUCUUUACUUCUACAUGAUGACUCCUGAUAUGCCAUCGUCCAUCAUGCAUGCAGGUGUCAAAUCAGUGCCCACGCUGCUGCUUGCUGCUAUAGUGCUGAGCUGGAACGGAGGGCAGAGUGUCCUGGGUGUGGUGGGGGGACUGGUCUUCUCUGCCAUAGGUGACUGCUGCCUGGUGUGGCCUGAGCUCUUCGUGCAUGGUAUGGGUGCGUUUGCUGUGGCCCAUCUUCUCUACUCACUCACCUUCCUCUCCGGCCGUUACUCACCGGAGUCUUCCUCUUCCUUGAACUGGUUUCUGUAUCUGAUCCUAUUUGUGAUGGGAGGAAGUUUCUACACCUACAUGUAUCCAUUCCUGCAGAAGGCCCCGGAAUCUGAGCUCAUUGUUCCCGGUGUAGGAGUUUACGUCUUGUUGAUUACUAUAAUGGGGUCUUUAGCCGCCAGGACCCGACACGCAGCAACACUGUUGGGAAGCUUGAGUUUCAUAGUGUCUGACAUAUCACUGGCUCUGCGGGUAUUUAAGGCAAUGCCAGCAGGGGAGCAUGGUCACAUGUUUGUCAUGGUGACAUAUUAUUUAGCACAGCUGCUUAUCGCUGUGGGGGAUAUAAGAGCAGUGAGGAACUGGGAUGAUUUAGCAAAAUGGAAGAGGUCCUAAACUGGAUCCCUGUGGCACUCCUAAAGUCUAACAUGUCUUCCUCACCCUGGUAAACAAAACAAACUGCCUCUGAAAGCUAAGGCCUGGAGUUCUUUUAUAAAAAAACAAACACAGGAGAAGAGGACACUCCUUCUGGUUAGCAUAGACAGCUACAGGCUAACUUUAAAGUAUGAGGAGUAAAAGAGCAGCUUGCAGUCAAAAAAGUUGUAUUUUUUUAUAUCCAAUUUAUAUUUAAUGUCUCAGUGAUUAUACUAAAAAGUUAUAAGUUAGGUACCAAGUUGUAAAAAUUUUAAAUAUAAAAAUCAACAAACAAGACUUAGAGAAAUGUAAUACAUUUCAGUUAAUAAGAACAUAAUUUCUUUGUGUGUGAUUCAUUCAAACAUACUUUAAUCACUGGUUUUAUGACAUCGACAGUAAUGUGUAGGUUGUACAUGUGGUAACAAUGGUUUCCUCUUGUGAGUCAGCCAUCAUAUGUCUUUAAUAACUACCAUUUUGUAUGUUAAUAAAUAAAUAUGGACAAAAAAAACCCAACAGCAAUGUACUUGUAUGUAUGUAUGUAUGUACCAUAUGUCUGAAACAAGAGUGGACCAAAAUCAUAAGAAAAUAUUGGAGCUUCGAAGCUUUAUACAGAGAGAAAAAAUUUAACUUUUAGAAAAUUAUACAUUUCCCUAUUUAU